Molecule: messenger RNA, 858 nt
Organism: Phytophthora sojae
Lineage: Eukaryota; Oomycota; Peronosporomycetes; Peronosporales; Peronosporaceae
Exons: 4
Coding region: 1-858 (285 amino acids)
Source: RefSeq, a predicted model, not a curated record
AUGGAGACGGUCAUCAGGGAUGCGUUGGCACCCACAACCACCAGUUCAGUACUGUUGAAGGCACGCGUGGGCUUCCUCAAGUCAGUUGCUGAUGUGGUGCGCAACGCACGCGACCUAACGUUUCUGAACCGUACAAGGGCGGUGGUCAGCCGCGUGGAAGACUCCGAGACCCUUCGCACCCAGUAUUCAAGGUGGUGUCACGUGAUUGCGUUAGUGAAAGCCGCUGGGGACGCGGUCACAGCCAGUAGCAAGCGUACAUACGGGCGCAAGAUCGAGCGGCUGGAGGUGGCUAUGCAGAGGAAUCCAGUGGAGAACCGCCUGACGGAUGAGCAGCAGGAGCCGUCUAUUCACGCGAUAAGGCUCCCGCUAAUGCUGUUAACGGAUGCGAACCUCAACGAACUGGUGGCUAUGCGUGGGAAGAAGCUGAAUGCGACGCGAUUUGCCAAGGAGAUGCAGCGCAUCGCAUUGAUGGCCUCGCUACACCUGACCUCGAGGCUGCGCUCCAUCCCAUCCGAGGGCAACUGGCUGUACUUCAAGAAGGCAGGGCCGCUGUUCUCGUUUCGGGUGGUCAUGCAGGACUUCAAGAACAGCCGCCACAUAGGAAAGACCACGAUUGAGGUCAGGCGGGACCUUGCACUGACGCACGUCGCAUCACGCAACAGCCUCGCGCGCCGUCUGCCACGCAUCUUCAGCGCCUAUGCUGGGACACCGCUGACGGUUACCAACAUGCGCCACAUCCACGAGUCUGAUCUGCAAGCAUCUGCUGCGUAUCAUAGGAUGACGGUCAGGGAGAGGGACCGCGCGCAUGCGCAACUGUUCCAUAGCCACAUGACAGGUAUAGCCUACAACCGCGUGUAA